AUGUCAAGAUCCUCUUCUCCUAAUAGAGACACAGGCAGGAUUGACUCCUCACCUCAAUAUGACUCCAAUAAUACUAAUUUUGACUCCACUAUGAGAGACUCAAAUCCCAUUCCGUCGUCUCCAGCAGGUCCAGCCAACGUUCCCUCUUCUCCCUUGUUCUUCCCACCGAGUUCCGAUAAUGAUAGGCCACAUACACCUAGAGACCAUCCACGAUCCAGCGCUUCUGCAAGAAGCCGUGCUACAAGGAUGUCCUCUCCUGUGCAUUUCAGUUCUUCUCUUGGAGAGGAGAGCUCUGCCAGGAAAAGAAACCCUCAACGAGGCGAAAUCAACGCUACAGACUUUAGCUCAUCCCCCAUGAGAAGAAGGUUUUUUUCUCAACAAAAUGACAAUAGAUCCUCCGGAGACCGUAGUAGUUCGAUCGCUAAUUUAGGUUCUGACACAUCGGAUGCUGUUGACAGCGAAGAGCCUGUUAGGGUCAUUUGGGGUACCAACGUGUCCAUUGACGAAUGUACGAAUAGCUUCAGAUCCUUUUUGCUAUCCUUCAAAAUGAAGUACCGAAAAAUUCUAGAUGAUUCCUCAAUUGAAGAAGAAGACGAAAGAAACUACUAUGUGGAAAAGCUUAAUCAAAUGAGAGAAAUGGGGACAAGUAACCUGAAUCUCGAUGUCAUAAACUUACUGGCGUAUAGUUUUACCAAGAAAUUGUACUACCAAUUGAUUCACUAUCCACAAGAAGUGAUACCCAUUAUGGAUCAGACCAUCAAAGACUGUAUGAUUAACUUAAUUCUUGAAGACAACAAUGGAGAUGAACAGGAUCCAGAAGUGGCUAGAAUUGAUACCACUAUUUACAAGAUUCGUCCCUACAAUCUUCAAGACAACAAGGGUAUGAGAGAGCUCAAUCCUAAUGAUAUUGACAAAUUGGUCAGUGUGAAGGGUUUGGUCAUACGAUCGACACCAAUCAUUCCAGAUAUGAAAAUUGCCUUCUUCAAGUGCACUGUCUGCGAUCAUACGAUGGAGGUCGAAAAUGAUAGAGGUGUCAUUCAAGAGCCCACAAAAUGUCCCCGAGAAGUUUGUGCGCAAGCAAACUCAAUGCAAUUGAUCCACAACCGAUCAACAUUUGCCGAUAAGCAAGUUAUUAAGUUGCAAGAAACACCUGAUUUGGUACCAGAUGGACAAACUCCUCACUCCGUGUCUCUAUGCGUAUACGAUGAGCUGGUUGAUACUGUGAGAGCUGGUGAUAGAGUAGAAGUGUGUGGUAUAUUCCGUUCCGUUCCAGUACGUACCAACGCUAUCCAAAGAACAGUGAAGGCUCUUUUCAAAACAUAUUUGGAUGUUGUUCAUAUAAAGAAGGUUGACAGAAAACGGAUGGCAGCUGAUAUAUCGACUUUGGAGAAUGAAGUCUCUGAGCAACAGGAAGUGGAAGAAGUGAAGAAGCUUUCGGAGGAAGAUAUCGAAAUGAUUCAUCAAAUCUCUGAACGACCUGACUUAUACGAAGUUCUGUCUCGCUCUUUGGCUCCAUCUAUCUACGAAAUGGAUGAUGUCAAGAAGGGAAUUCUUCUUCAACUCUUUGGAGGAACAAAUAAAGAGUUCGAAAAGGGAGGAAGGUACCGUGGAGAUAUCAAUGUACUUUUAGUGGGAGACCCCUCUACUUCCAAGUCUCAAAUGCUUCAAUAUGUUCACAAGAUAGCACCGAGAGGAAUUUACACUUCAGGAAAAGGGUCUUCUGCUGUUGGUCUGACCGCCUAUAUCACCAGGGAUGUAGACACUAGACAGUUUGUUCUGGAAUCUGGUGCUCUGGUGCUUUCGGAUGGUGGUAUCUGUUGCAUUGAUGAGUUCGAUAAAAUGUCCGAUUCUACAAGGUCGGUCUUGCACGAAGUAAUGGAACAACAAACAAUAUCAAUUGCCAAAGCAGGUAUUAUCACUACGCUGAAUGCAAGAACAUCAAUUCUAGCCUCUGCCAAUCCUGUCAAUUCCCGCUUUGAUGUAAAUUUGCCAGUGGUUCAGAAUAUCGACCUUCCUCCUCCUCUUCUGUCCAGGUUCGAUUUGGUCUACUUAAUUUUGGACAAAGUGGACGAAAAAGCUGAUCGCCUACUAGCACAACAUAUGACACAAAUGUACUUGGAAGACACUCCCGAGAAUGUCUCGGAAUAUGAGAUUCUCCCAAUUCAUAUUCUGACAUCCUACAUCCAAUAUGCCAAAGAAAACUUCACGCCAGUGAUGACGGAGGAGGGAAAAGUGGAGCUUGUACGUGCUUAUGUUGAAAUGCGAAUGUUAGGAGACGAUCCCAGAUCAUCAGAGAAGAGGAUAACAGCCACUACCAGACAAUUAGAGUCAAUGAUCAGACUUAGUGAGGCCCACGCCAAGAUGCGUCUUUCAGAAACGGUUGAUUUGCAAGAUGUUCGGGAGUCCGUUAGAUUGAUGAAAGCAGCUAUCAAGAACUAUGCCACCGAUCCUAAGACGGGCAAGAUUGACAUGACUAUGGUGAUGGCUGGACCGACACCGGUGGAGACGUAG
This is a messenger RNA of Komagataella phaffii GS115, 2511 nucleotides long. RefSeq lists its product as uncharacterized. Gene Ontology annotation, biological process: DNA replication; DNA strand elongation involved in DNA replication; double-strand break repair via break-induced replication. Lineage: Eukaryota; Fungi; Ascomycota; Pichiomycetes; Pichiales; Pichiaceae. Bases 1 to 2511 code for a protein of 836 amino acids. Gene Ontology annotation, molecular function: single-stranded DNA helicase activity; single-stranded DNA binding; ATP binding. Gene Ontology annotation, cellular component: MCM complex; nucleus. The record is from RefSeq and is a predicted model, not a curated record. The transcript has a single exon.